AUGAGCGUUGCAGAUCAGAAGAAGGAGGAGGAGGAGGAGGCGGCGGCGGCAGUGGCGAUGGCUACAGAAGGAGGGAAAACCUCUGAGCCAGAGAAUAACAAUAAAAAACCCAAAACCUCAGGCUCCCAGGACUCUCAGCCCUCUCCUCUGGCUUUACUGGCAGCUACUUGCAGCAAAAUAGGGACUCCUGGUGAAAAUCAAGCAACUGGACAACAACAAAUUAUUAUAGAUCCAAGCCAAGGACUGGUGCAGCUGCAAAAUCAACCACAGCAGUUAGAACUGGUAACAACACAACUUGCUGGGAACGCUUGGCAACUUGUUGCCUCCACUCCCUCUGCUUCAAAAGAAAAUAACGUUCCUCAACCAGCCUCUAGUUCAUCUAGCUCUUCCAGCAGUAAUAACGGGAGUGCAUCUCCUACAAAAACGAAAUCAGGUAACUCUUCUACUCCUGCUCAGUUUCAAGUCAUACAAGUACAAAAUCCAAGUGGUAACGUACAAUACCAAGUGAUUCCACAGCUUCAGACCGUGGAAGGCCAGCAAAUCCAAAUCAAUCCUACUAGUAGUAGUUCAUCUCUGCAGGAGUUGCAGGGUCAAAUUCAGCUCAUUUCUGCAGGUAAUAAUCAAGCUAUACUCACGGCUGCUAACAGGACAGCUUCUGGGAAUAUUCUUGCUCAAAACUUGGCAAAUCAGACAGUUCCAGUCCAAAUUAGACCUGGUGUUUCAAUACCACUGCAAUUACAAACCCUCCCUGGUACUCAGGCUCAAGUUGUAACAACUCUACCAAUUAACAUUGGAGGAGUGACUUUAGCUUUGCCAGUGAUAAACAAUGUGACUGCUGGAGGAGGGACUGGACAGGUGGGCCAGACUGCUACUACUACUGACAGUGGGACUGCCAAUGGGACUCAAUUAGUCUCCACGCCCACUACCACCACUGCUUCUACCAGUACUAUGCCGGAAUCUCCCUCCUCUUCUACUACCUGCACAACCACUGCUUCAACAUCUUUGACAAGUAGUGAUACAUUAGUGAGCUCGGCUGAUACGGGCCAGUAUGCAAGCACAUCAGCCAGUAGUUCUGAACGCACCAUCGAAGAGUCUCAAACACCUGCUGCCACUGAAUCUGAAGCCCAGAGCUCUAGUCAGCUUCAGCCGAAUGGACUGCAGACUACCCAGGAUCAAUCAAACUCUCUUCAGCAGGUGCAAAUUGUAGGGCAGCCUAUUUUACAGCAGAUCCAGAUCCAACAGCCUCAACAACAGAUCAUUCAGGCCAUUCCACCACAGUCAUUUCAACUCCAGUCAGGGCAGACAAUUCAGACCAUCCAGCAGCAGCCUUUACAGAAUGUUCAACUUCAAGCAGUAAACCCGACUCAGGUGCUUAUCAGGGCUCCAACUUUAACACCUUCAGGGCAAAUCAGUUGGCAAACUGUGCAAGUCCAGAAUAUUCAGAGUCUUUCAAAUUUGCAAGUUCAGAAUGCUGGGAUAUCCCAACAAUUAACCAUCACCCCAGUGUCUUCAAGUGGUGGCACAACUCUCGCGCAGAUUGCUCCUGUGGCUGUUGCUGGUGCCCCAAUAACUCUAAAUACUGCCCAGCUUGCAUCAGUGCCUAACCUUCAGACAGUGAGUGUUGCCAACCUGGGUGCUGCAGGGGUUCAAGUACAGGGAGUUCCAGUUACAAUCACUAGCGUUGCAGUUUUCUGGUAA
Messenger RNA from Elephantulus edwardii (Cape elephant shrew), 1698 nucleotides. It is a transcript of the gene SP4, whose product is annotated as Sp4 transcription factor. The record is from RefSeq and is a predicted model, not a curated record. The transcript is spliced from 4 exons. The coding region runs from base 1 to 1698 and encodes 565 amino acids. Lineage: Eukaryota; Metazoa; Chordata; Mammalia; Macroscelidea; Macroscelididae.